AUGCUCACUUCAGACGCCUCCGACCAAGAGGAAAUGAGCGAAAAUGACCUGCGACAACUCCUCAGUGAAGGCCUCGAGGAUGAAGCGCUGCUUACCCACGAAAUCGAGUCCACGCUGGCCUUGCUGCACGACCUGCACGACCUAUUGGGGCAGAAGAAACAGGAGAACACCGCUAUUGCAGCCGCCCUCGCCGCCCUCCGCUCUCCCAUCCAACGGCUCCCGGGGGAACUUCUGGAGGCGAUAUUCGAGCUGUGCGUUGUCGCGGACUCCACGGCGCUUACAUACUUCACGAGUGACUCGAGGGUGGCGCCGCUUGUCCUUACGCACGUCUGCGCCGCAUGGCGUCAGUUAACCUUCGGCUCGCUACGGCUCUGGAAGCAUUGGUACUUCCGCGCAACACACACCCGAUCCGAUUUGGAACUGCUCACUCGGGUGAUACCGUCUGGCCAUCUUCAGUUGCACACGACGAUCGUCCACACAGUCCAAGGGCCGAACUCCCGUGUCUCGCGCCGCAGACAUAAGGGCAUACCUGUGUUCGUCAUUCAGGCUCUCCUAAGCAUCCCGCAAUUUGUUGCUGGGGUCCCCACUCUGGUCCUUGCCAAGGGCGCACUUUCGCCAACCGAGGAAUUGGCCCGCCCGCCCCAGACGUUCAAAGAGCUCCGCGCGCUGACGAUCGAUCUCCACCGCUCUCCGCCCUUCCACCCGGACGCUGGUCAGACCCUCGACGCUUUUGCGGAUGCUCCGCGGCUGACGAAUCUCGACCUUACGCUCUCGCUUGGGGAAGCCCCUCCUGGCUCACUAUUUGCGCCACAUUUCCCCUGGGCCCAAAUUCGCUCGCUGCGGCUGGCAUUCCCAGGCAACGCGCUACCAAUGGACUGGCGCGACCGUGGCGCGCUCCGCUCCAUCCUCCACAUCCUCUCCCGUUGCACCAAUGUGAAGGAACUGACACUCUACGGCCUCUCCCCUCCGCUAUUCAUGGCGAUGGUGGAUCAACCGCCGCUCUGUGUCUUACCACUACUCACAAAGCUCGUCCUUCUCUUCACCGAAACGCUGGUGGUUCAGUUUCUCGUCCUGCCAAGACUACAGGAGCUCGUGCUGUCCUCGCCCAAGUCGCGCGGAGACCUCUUCCCUCUUGAGCGAUUCCGCAGAAACUCCGAGGCCAGUCUGACGACGCUGCGGACGCUCGAAGUCCGCGGCCUCACGAGCCUCGGUUUGCAUGUGCUCCGCACCACAUUCAUGAGCCCCGCAAGCCCGAUCACCACCCUUCGCCUGCCUGACAUUCAGGACACAAACGCGAUCAACGCCCUAGUAUCGUGGCAGGAUGCGGACAGACCACUGCUCCUACCUGCGUUGACUUUCAUUUUCAUCGGAGCGCAUAACGCCAGCGUCGUUCAAGAUGGCGGGAUCUCGAUCCUCAAGAUGAUCCGCUCCCGGCUGGGUCCUCAGACGGGAGAUACCAGCGGCAAAAUAGCUGCCAGCGCCAGUGCUACUCUCUUGCGUGCAGAAGUGGCCCUCCCCGAGUCGGUGUGGCCCCGCACGGUGGAGGUUUGGGAUGCAAAAUGGGAACUAAUCGCGUGCGGGGUGCUCCAUCUUUCGGGUUCAAUGUCGUAA
Messenger RNA from Mycena indigotica, 1611 nucleotides. Its product is annotated as F-box domain-containing protein. The record is from RefSeq and is a predicted model, not a curated record. Bases 1 to 1611 code for a protein of 536 amino acids. NCBI's taxonomy places the organism in Eukaryota, Fungi, Basidiomycota, Agaricomycetes, Agaricales, Mycenaceae. The transcript has a single exon.